AUGAAGGUCAAGAUUACCCGCUGGAAUACCGUCGCGACGUGGCGGUGGGACAUCCCCGAGGACGACGUCUGUGGUAUCUGCCAAGUCCACUUCGAUGGCACAUGUCCGACCUGCAAAUACCCCGGCGACGAUUGCAGCCUCUUGUCUGGCAAGUGUGGACACAACUUUCAUAUGCACUGCAUUCUGGAGUGGAUUAAGCAGGACUCGGCAAAGGGCCAGUGCCCCAUGUGCCGUCAAAAAUUCGAGUGGAUGGACCAGACGAGUGAGACCGUUGAGGCCUAG
Colletotrichum graminicola M1.001 is the source of this 282-nucleotide messenger RNA. RefSeq lists its product as uncharacterized. Gene Ontology annotation, biological process: protein ubiquitination; positive regulation of mitotic metaphase/anaphase transition; anaphase-promoting complex-dependent catabolic process. The record is from RefSeq and is a predicted model, not a curated record. NCBI's taxonomy places the organism in Eukaryota, Fungi, Ascomycota, Sordariomycetes, Glomerellales, Glomerellaceae. The coding region runs from base 1 to 282 and encodes 93 amino acids. Gene Ontology annotation, molecular function: ubiquitin protein ligase activity; zinc ion binding; cullin family protein binding. Gene Ontology annotation, cellular component: anaphase-promoting complex; nucleus. The transcript has 4 exons.